Molecule: messenger RNA, 1020 nt
Organism: Oldenlandia corymbosa var. corymbosa
Lineage: Eukaryota; Viridiplantae; Streptophyta; Magnoliopsida; Gentianales; Rubiaceae
Source: the annotation of a GenBank genome assembly
AUGGACAGCUAUGGUGAAUUAGAUGAGGAGCCUGGAGAACAGAAGACACGGACCGGACCAGAAGAAACUCCAGAAACCUUAUUGAGUGACAGAAUGGUGGAACUCGCCAAGCUCAAGGGGAAACUCACCAAAGCUAAAGAUGAGGCGGUGCAAUCAUGGUUAGAUUCAAAACCCGUCAUUGAUGACCUUGAAAAGCUACGAUCAGAACUUGCAGAUGCAAAGAGCCGUACAGCCUUGUCAAAUACUGCUAUUCCGGAGCUUGAGGCUCAGCUAGAAACUUUGGAUGCCGCUAUCAGGGAUAAGAAAGAUGAAGAACUAAAGAUUCGAACAAUGAUCAACAAGAUAAAUCAGAUUUUACAAAGGACGCAGGCAGAGAUGGAGCUAAUCAAAAUCGAAAGAGAUGAAAAGCAUCGCGCUAGAUUGAAACUUAAGAAAGUCCUUCGGCUCAGGAGGCAGACUCUUAGGACUUUGCAACACACGCUGAGAGCAGUUCGUUUGGAAUCAGAAGCUUAUGGAACCUCAACUGCUGAAGCAAAUCGUUACAUCCACCACUCAGAGAUGGAUGACAAGGUAGUCAAGCUUACUCAAGAAGAGUACCAUGAGUUAACAAAAAAAGCUAGACAAGAAACUUCAAUGGCAGAAUGGAGGAUUUCAGUAUCCUUGGAACAAAAACAGGCUGCCAAAGAAAGUAAAGAAUCUGCUGCCAAAAGACUGCAGAACAUGCAUUCUCUGAGUGGGUCAAGGAAAAGGGAAGACGAAGCUGAUGGGGUAGAAGAUCGUAUUCCACCAAAAGUAGAAAAGUCACAUCCAUAUGUCAAGGUCAGAUCACAUCCUACAGAUGCACAGAUUGGUCUUCAGGAAAAUAAGGCCACCUCAAACUCCAACCCCGCCCAAAGAAACUCAAAGCAACAGUCCAAGAAAACAAGACGCAAAAACAAAAGGCUCUCCAAGAGGAAAAACCCAUCAUGCUUUACCAGGAUAAGGAUUAUAAUUGUACAGAAGAUCAAAAACUUCUUCUAA